This is a messenger RNA of Miniopterus natalensis, 4535 nucleotides long. The record is from RefSeq and is a predicted model, not a curated record. Lineage: Eukaryota; Metazoa; Chordata; Mammalia; Chiroptera; Miniopteridae.
ACCCGUCCAUUGAGCAAGCCUCUCCAUGGCAGAUGCCGGUGAGGACCCCACCAUAUUCACUGCCCACACUCUGCCCAGUGACCCCCGGCUCUGGGCCACCGUGACCAACGCAUACUUGGGCACACGUGUGUAUCACUGUACAUUGCACGUGAAUGGCAUAUACAACGGGGCCUUGGGGGACACACAUCGAGCCAUUCUACCCAGUCCCCUCAAUGUCCAGCUGGAGGCCCCUGCAGAGACAGGAGAGCAGCCAACUACGACCUUUGUUCUGGACACUAACACAGGCUCCUUUCUGCACACCCUGGAGGACUCUAGCUUCCGGGCCUCCCAGCGCAUCUACGCCCACCGCACAUUGCCACACGUCCUGGCCUUCAGUGUAUCCAUCACCCGCUUAGCCACGGGGAGCUGGCCCAUCACCAUGCUGCUGCGGUCUGCCUUCUCCCCAGAAAGCCCAGACUUGGACCUGCAUCUGGGGCCUGACUUCCAGGGAGCCCGGUACCUGUAUGGCCACACACUCACCCCUGAGCAGCCUGGGGGACUGCAGCAAGAGGUACACAUGCUGUGGACACCAGUGCCCCCUGCCCUGACCCUUGGAGAAGGCGAGGAGGACAGGACCUGGGAGUUCCUGACUGUAGUGGGUGGCAGCCAGGCUGAGGCCGAGGCCUGCCUCACCGAGGCCCUGCAGCUGCAGGCCAGGGGCGCUCUGUACACUGCCCAUGCCCAGGCCUGGGCCCAACUCUGGGAAGGCUGUGGCUUGGAUGUGGUGGGGCCCCUACCCCUGCGCCAGGCCCUGCGUGGUGCCCUCUACUACCUACUCAGCGCCCUGCCCGAGCCUGGGGGCCCAGGAUAUGUCUGCCACGGACUCAGCCCUGGGGGCCUCUCCAACGGGAGCCGUGAGGAAUGCUACUGGGGCCAUGUGUUCUGGGACCAGGACCUCUGGAUGUUCCCGAAUGUCCUCAUGUUCCAGCCAGAGGCGGCCAGGGCUCUCCUGCAGUACCGCAUCCAGACACUGGGUGGAGCCCUGGACAAUGCCCGGAACCUGGGCUACCAGGGAGCCAAGUUUGCCUGGGAGAGCGCGGGUUCUGGCCUGGAGGUCUGCCCUGAAGACAUUUAUGGGACCCAGGAAAUCCACAUCAACGGGGCCGUGGUACUGGCCUUCCAGCUGUACUACCACAGCACUCAGGACCUGCAGCUCUUUCAAGAGGCUGGUGGCUGGGACGUGAUCAGUGCUGUGGCUGAGUUUUGGUGCAGCCGUGUAGAGUGGAACCCUGCAGAGGAGAAGUACCACCUGAAGGGAGUCAUGCCCCCCGACGAAUACCAUUCAGGGGUUAACAACUCGGUGUACACCAACGUCCUGGUCCAGAACAGCCUGCGCUUUGCUGCUGCCCUGGCCCAGGACCUGGGUCGGCUUGUCCCCAGCCGUUGGCUGGUGGUGGCUGAUAAGAUCAAGGUGCCCUUUGACAUGAAGCAGAAUUUCCACCCCGAGUUUGAUGGAUAUGAGCCUGGAGAGGAGGUGAAACAGGCAGAUGUUGUGCUCCUGGGGUACCCCAUCCCCUUCUCCCUGAGCCCUCAAGUUCGCAAGAAAAACCUGGAAAUUUACGAAGCUGUGACAUCCCCCCAGGGCCCGGCCAUGACCUGGAGCAUGUUUGCUGUGGGCUGGAUGGAGCUGAAGGACCCAAGGCGGGCGUGGGACCUCCUGGAAAGGAGUUUCGCCAACAUCACGGAGCCCUUCAAGGUGUGGACAGAGAAUGCAGACGGGUCUGGUGCUGUGAACUUCCUGACAGGCAUGGGGGGCUUCCUGCAGGCGGUGCUCUUCGGGUUCACUGGGUUCAGGAUCACCAGGGCUGGUGUGACCUUUGACCCCAUGUGUCCGGCCGGCGUCUCUGGUGUGUGUGUCUCUGGCAUCUGCUACCAGGGGAACAAGCUUGACUUUUCCUUCUCCGAGGGCUCUGUGAUGGUUGAGGUCAGGACCCAGGCAGGGCCCUGGGCCCCCCCACUGGAGAUCGAGCUGUGGCCAUCACAAGCUCGGCUCCCCCUGCCCCCAGGGUGGCUCCCUCUUCCUGCAGGACACAAGGUCUCCUUCCCCUGUUCUGCUGGCCGGAUACAAAGGUCACUCUUGUAGGAAGCAGAGGCAGCAAGUUCUGCUCCAAGAAUAUCCUGGGAGAAACUUUUGAAGACAUUGGAGCCCACAGUACCCCCUGUGGGACACCUUUGGGCACUCUAACCCCACAGAGUCCCUCAUGUGGUGCUGUCCUGGGCCCUGCCCCUGAACCAGCAGUGCUGUUGGCUUUAGGGACAUCUCUGGGGUCCUCCCCUCUGGCACCCCUAUGCAGCUGCAUCCACUCCUCCUGGUCACCCUCCUGACCUGCCAUCUGCCUCCCACUUACCCUUUCCCUGGCAGCCAGGCUCAUGGGCUCCAGGAAAGAUCUGGACUCUUUGGCCUGAAGUUCAAGACUGCCUCUAGCCAGAGCCCUUCUCUGCCUAAACACGCAUGGAUGGGUGGCUUACCCAUUGCCUCCCACACCAGCAUGUCUGCUUCUGCCCCUCUAGGCUGACACCUGCACGCACACACACACUCACACACACUGUGCCUCAAGUCCCUUCCCCAGGGAGGGUGGAGAGGGGCAGACAGCUCUGCCUUGGAGGCAGAGGCAGGCUUGGGCCCUGAAUGGGGGAGCUCGCCCUGUGGAAUUACUCUGUCAGCCACAGCCUCACCACAAAGAACUUUCUAUGUCACGAUAGUGAGGAUCCGUCAUGGUUGGAUCCAGGUGCUCUUGGGGCUGUCCUGGGAACUCAGCAUCCUCAGUCCUUGACUCCUCUGGCCUCUCGGCCACUCCAGUCAGGUUGGACAUCCCCAUCACAUGCCUUUCCUCGGCCAAGUGGGGUGCAGAGCAAGACCCCAUAUCUCCUCUCUGGCCAGCCAGAAGGACUGAGCCAAGUGCACACGGGUUCAAGGCUGCGGACCUGGGCCCAUCUGUCCUGAGAAGGCUGCUCUGGGCUGGAGGCUCUGCCCAGCUUCUGCUGGGGCCUCAGCCCCACAGUUGGCACCUCAAACUUAGGUCCUCAGGGGUUUCCCAAGAAUGAGGUGAGGUGUCAUCUGCCAUGGAAAUCUUGGUAAGGGCUCUGCCUGAGGUGUUAAAGUUGGGGCUGGGAAAAGCUGCGUCUGGAAGUGAGGGAGGUAAUGGAUCAAGUUUUCAACCAGUAACUUGCUCCCUUAGAGUGAAUAGGUGGAUCCUGUCACCCCAGCCCCUCCCACCCUCCUCCCUCUGACCAUGUGUGUUCUGGACAGAAGUAGUCCAAGUCCUCCAAGAAGCAGACACCAGGCAGACAAACUGUGAUGGAUGGAGGAGGGUAGAGGCCUUUGGGAUCCUAGGCCCAACUCUGUGGCUGCCGGGGAGAGGGGCAGCACAGGGGACAGAGUGGCGUCCAAGGGAGGUGGCCAAGUUGCAAACCAGCACGCAUAUCAGUACCAGCUCCCCGAGGCCCUUGGUGGUGCUCUCAGGUGCCCACAGGCUCUCUUUCACCAUCGGAGGUACCAGCAGGCCUGCUAAAGCAGUAGGGACUGUCCCAGUGCAGCAGCCCUGGAGCCAGGUGCAGCAGUAUCAUGUUCCAUCAGUACACAGCCACCUGUGUCUAUAGCAGGGUGACGCAACCCUCUGAGGGACUGUGGGUGGCAGUGCAUGCAUGCUGGACUCAGGGCCCCUGAUAGCCAAUGGCCUAAACUUGAUCAGGGUCCCUCGGGCUGCCCAGGACACAGCCUGGGUGCUGGUGACCUUACCCCACCUGGCUUGACCACACACUCUGUCCUCAGCACCGGGGCACAGGCUGGACAGUCUUCACAACCCACAGACCGCCCCACGCUGGGGACAUGUACCUGGCCACACACAGGUUGACCCCUGCUCCCAGCCUCUCUACCCAGCAUGUGUUGGUCCCUUCUUGGGCCAAACCUGGAGUUGGCAGGCUAUCUCCAUCCUGGUCCAAGCACUGGCACACUGUCUUUGUCCUUGUUCCAACAUGGGACCAGUGCCCAGCACAAGCCAGUGCUGUGUCUCCAUCACCAGGCCCCAACCAGCACACACCCCUGCUUCCGGGGACUGGCUCAGGACAGCGCACACUCCUCAGCUUGAGGCUGGAAUGCUGUGGGCCUGUGGCCUGGGGUGCUGUCUCUGCUGGUACACUGGAGAUAGCUAGGCCAGCUGUUGGGUGUCACAGGGAGGGGAGGGAAGGGGGUACUUUGGGGACUCCAAGUACAGCAGUUAAACAGACCUCCACCCCCAGGCCAGGCAGAGCUGGCAGGCGAGGGGGGCUCCCUGGGGAUGGGACCCUGGGUGGGGUGCUCAAAAUCCUGAACCACCCUGUUCUUAAGGCCCCUGCAAUUAGCCUGCCCUGUCAUUGGCCCAGCCACAGCAAGGCCCAGGGGACCUUACCCCCAGCCACACAGGGUGUGCGCAUGUGUUUAGCAACCCUCCUCUCCCAGACCACUGGUUCAGGGAGUGUACAAGGGAGGUGACAUACAAGGACAUGCAUCUAGCACC